Molecule: messenger RNA, 7133 nt
Organism: Darwinula stevensoni
Lineage: Eukaryota; Metazoa; Arthropoda; Ostracoda; Podocopida; Darwinulidae
Source: the annotation of a GenBank genome assembly
GCAGACUGUCAGUUCGGGAAGAAGCGCUACGAGCUCGAGUCCGUGUGGAACCCGGACCUGGGCGCCCCGUUCGGGGUCAUGCUCUGCGUCAAGUGCGAAUGCGUCCCCGUGAAGAGGAAGCGCCGCAUCAAGGGGAAGGUGAAGUGCAGGAACAUCGCCCCCGAGUGCCCCAAACCGACCUGCGACAACCCUGUCCUGUUGCCGGGGCAGUGCUGCAAGAUGUGCACGGGACAGAAAAAUGAAGCCUUCAUCAGCGACGUGUCGGUCAAGGAGGAUCCGGACGACCUGGAGAAGCCACCUAUGCGAGGGAUAGGUUCUAGGGAUUCCGAGGCUAAGGGACGUGUGUCUCACGUCUGCCUGGAAGCGUUCCAGGUCCCCAUGCCAAGAAAUUUCACUCCAUCCCGCCCUGCCUUUGCUGAUUACGCAGUGGUGAUGACGACGUGGGGACUGGAAGAGAAAGGCUUAGACCGGGACCGCGAGCGGGUGGUCGGGACGGCGAGGUUCCACUUCCAGAAGCGGGACCUCCACUUCGGGCUGUACUACGGGGCGCGGGGGCCGCCGCCGAGGGCCCUGCAGUUCGUGGACGAGGAGGGGCAGAUCCUGGAGGAGCUGGAUCUGCAGGCGGCGGUGGACGAGAGGAACCGGCGGGUGUGUGGCGUGUGGAGGAAGCCACCGAAGGCGUACCGGAGGCUGCUCAGGAAGGAGAAGCUGAAAGCCUCCCUGGUUCCCGCCGACAACACGACGCAUUGGACGGCCCAGGGUCGACUGUUCCGCGAUCAGGGACUGGAGACCGAGAAGUACUCGAGCCUGCUCGUACCGGAAGGCGCGAAGAACAAGACGGGAGGGGGGACGGCGGUGGUCUCGGUGGAUAGCAACACGGGGAGCGUCCAUCUGCUGGUGCUGUUUCAGGGGCUGUUUCCCCCGCAGCAGCCGUGGAACGUGUCGUUCGUGGCGGUGCUCCGGAAUCAUAAGGAUCCGGACGAGGUGGUCCUCCGGGAGGAGUUCUUCCGGCCCAAGCCGGAUCCGGAGAUGGAGCGGGUGGAGGUGAAGACGGUCCUGGAACUCCCGCAGCUGAGGCAGUUGGCUCGGGGACACCUCGUCCUGGACGUGUUCGCCAGCGACCAGCCGGAUUACAAGCUGUCGGGCCCCAUUCACACGAAGCCGGACUGCUCGGUGUUCGCGGCCGUCAUGACGUCGCCGGAGAGCCCGAGCGCGGGCACGGGAUUCGCGCUGCUCAACCUCAACGCGGACGGGUCCGUGGACUACCGGAUCAACCUCGAAGGCGUGCCCUCGUCGGUCGUCGGACUCAGCAUGGAGGGAACGCAGAAGCGGAAGACGCGAGUCAUGGACGAUAUCCUCGCCGCCGUCUACGAGGGAUGGGCCAACGGGACCUACUCGAAGGCCAGCGUCCGGGACCUGGAGAUGCUCUGGGACGAGGAAGUCUGGAUCGGUGUGGAUCUGGAGGGGGGAGCCAGGCUGCAGGGGCAGGUCCAGUGGGAACUCUUCUCCGAGGCUCAUCUCGGCUCCAGGCCCGUCUUCCUUCGCGCCGCCUUGAGGUCCGCGGGGGCAUUGGCGUGGAUGGCGACGGACGGCGACUGCAACAUGCACUACGACCUCCGGACGGGGGGCCUGGAGGCGUCCGAGAAGCAUCCGAUCAUGCUGGAGCUGCUGGAGAGCCCGAUCCGGCAGAACGCGGUGGGGAUUCCCAACCGGAACACGGCGCUGGGGAGGUUCGCCCAGGCGUCGGGGGAGGGCCACGAGCUGGAGCUGUCCAAGAUCACGCUGGCGAGGAUCGACGCGGGGAUCACGGAGCUGGUGCUCAGGCAGGACCUGGGGAUGCAGGAGGUCGUCGACGUCAGGACGACGAUAUCGAGGGGGCAGGUUGGGAUCGGCGGAUCGUGCCUGCCGAGCUACAAGGUCCCGGCCCCCGUGCUGCACGGGAGCGGGAUCCUCCUGGACGAGUCCGGGGAUCCGGACGCGGAGGGCGACGACGAGAACGAGAUCCCCGGCACGGACCGGUGCUUCUACGACAACCUGAUCCACGAGGACCUGGAGCAGUGGCCGUCUCCGAACGACAACUGCCUCAUGUGCUCCUGCCAGAAGGGGAAGGUCCUCUGCGACAAGGAGAUCUGCCCGCUCAUCGCGUGUAACAACCCGGUCAUCCUCCCUGGACAGUGCUGCCCGAUCUGCUACGACGGGCCAGGGGAGUUGGACCCAACGCGGGGCUGCUAUUUCCAGGCGGGAGACAAGAAGUUCCACGUGGCCGGGUCGACGUGGCAUCCGUACAUGCCCCCGAGAGGAUUCUCCAAGUGCGCCGUCUGCACCUGUGAUGCACGGACGCUGCAAGUGUCCUGCAACCGGCUGAAGUGCCCGCGACUGACGUGCCCUCGGAGCCUGCAGUACCGAGAGCCCGGAUCCUGCUGCCGGGAGUGCCCGGAUCCGGUGGCCGUGAACCGGACGGGGAGCCGGGACCGGGACCGGGACCCGGACGAGAUCCAGGACCAGGGCUCGGAGAAGACGGACGCGGAGAUCACCGCCGCGAUCCUCCAGGACGGGGGAUGCCUCGUCCGCGGGGAGGUCUUCGAGAACGGGGACCAGUGGCAUCCGAAGGUCAUUCCCUUCGGGGAACUCAAGUGCAUCGAUUGCUCUUGCAAGGACAAGGUGUACACUUGCCGGCGCCGCCACUGCCCCAAAGUGUCUUGCCCGAAGCCAGUGAAAGACGAAGGGGAAUGCUGCUGGCGAUGCCCCGACGAUAAACCCACGUCCAGGCUCAAGUUUGGGAGCAUUCCAGCGAUUUGCGAAGUCAGCGGGAACCGGAAAUCCCGAUUCCCACACACUGUGACUGAUGAAAGCGCGCUCUAUGACGAAGGAGGGGGAGUGGAAUACUCGACGCGGCGUGGGCUUGGAGAUUCGGAGUAUCAAGAGUCUCAGUCGCUCGUCGUGGAUGGAGGGGAUCGAUUCGGAGUUUCCACCGUCAACUUUGACAAUUUCGAGGAGCUGGUCUGGAUCGGGAACCAAGGCGGUCACGUGACAUCAUACUAUGGGAAUACUCUGCAAAAGUAUACGUCCUUCCAAGUGCACGCGACAGAAGAGGUGCGGCAGAUCCUCACCUUCGACACGGGUAUCCUGGCUCUGACCGAGAGUUCCCUCCGGUGUCAGAUGAGGAGAGGACUCCCCAUCUUCACGCACACUUCGGAGAAUUUCACGGAGAUGCAGUGCAUGCUGAUCACCGGUCCUUCCACUCUUCUCGUCGGAGGCCAUCACAAUCAGCUCAUCGAACUAGAUCUGAAUCAGGGCACCAAGAAACGGGUUGACCUACGAGUGUGCCCUUCGGACACAGAUUUUGAUGUCCACGGAAACACUGUUGUGACCUGUGGAUUCUCUAGCAGGAUGGGGAAUCUUGCAGUGGAUCACAUUCUUAUGGUGUAUGACUUGCGGAUGAUGAGGGCCACGACACCUGUGCAGGUGGCUAUGGAGCCAUUCCUUCUCCGCUUCAUCCCUUCGUUCUCCUCCCGUUUGGCCAUCCUGUCUGCCUCUGGCCAAUUGCAACUCCUGGAGACAAGCAAUUCUGAUCUCUGUCUCUGCCAGGUUGAGACACCAGGUGCAAUGUUCCUGACCUUUGACAUUGCUCCUACAUGCCAAGCCAUGGCAUUUGGGGACUCUGCAGGGUACCUGCACGUCUAUGCGACAAAUCCAGAAGCCAUGUUCAAUGCUCACCCAAGGGAUACGGAGUUCCCAGACCCCAUCGAUCCCAUUCCACACAUUCCACUCGAUGAUGUCCUUGCUCCACUUGCCUCUGUCCCCCUCCCCUUCUGUCCUGCGGGUCAGCCUUAUCUCUCCGAUUGGCCUGCUCAGUUUACCAAGAAGGUGUACUGGAAAGCACCGAAAAUCGACUCAGAAAUUUUCCACAGCAUGAAGAUGGUCCAGAGCAUUGGUUAUGCCCCAAAUCCAGGGAACAAGCGGCGAAAUCAGGUUCCGUACAAGCUGGACAAGUCAAAGCAACGCACCAGACAGCUGAGCGUCCCGGACUCGCCCCACGAUGGCAAGGGAGGCGAGAACUUGUUUGUCCCAAUAAUACCCAAGAGAUACCGGAGGGUGGAAGUCAAGUACUCGAAGAUGGGGUCAGAUGACUUUGACUUUGAUCAUUACAAUAAGACCAGCUUCUGUGGAUUGGAGGCCAGUCUUCCCAAUGCCUACUGCAAUGCCAUGCUUCAUGUUUUGUACUAUGUGGAGCCCCUGCGUGCCUCCCUCCUGUCUCACAUGUGUCACCGGGAGUUCUGCCUGGCAUGUGAACUUGGUUUCCUCUUCCACAUGUUGGACUCUGCAGCUGGGUUUCCCUGCCAGCCGGCCAAUUUCCUGCGAGCGUUUCGUACUCUCCCCGAGGCUGCCGCUCUUGGCCUCAUAAUGAGCGAACAGGAUGAGCAUUCUUCUGUGCUGAAGAAGAAAUCCAUGCUUGGAAGCCUCAUACAAAACUGGAACCGUUUUGUGCUGCAGCAGAUCCACACUGAAGCAAAAGUGAGAAAAGCACCCCCUCCAGAGAAGAAACCUGAUAAAGAAGAAGGGAAUCCUAGCUUAUCCAGCACAAAAGCUGAGGAAGAGAAGGUUGAAGAGGAGGUGCAAGUGGAGGUGGAGAAGAAAGAGGAGAAGAAGGAAGAGAAGGCAGAGGAGAGGACAGACUGGAGCUGCGUGGCUGAGGUCUUUGGCUUCCAGCAGCUCCAGAUCAUCCAGUGCAUGUCCUGCAAUUGCGAGACCAAGAAAGAACGUGUUGCCCUCCUCUGCAAUCUCACCUACCUUGACUUCAUCCAUACUAGUGAAGACAAGGGAACCGAAAAGGUUCACACAUUUGGAGAGGUCCUGGCAAAGAGCCUGUGCCUGGAGCAGAUGACAUCAGCAUGGUGCGAGCCCUGCCAGAAGUACCAGCCGACAACACAGAGUCGCCGCUUGAAGAUGCUUCCGUCGAUCCUGUCGGUCAACUGUGGGAUGGAAAGCAACCUGGACUUUCAAUUCUGGUCAGAGCAAAUGAAGCAUUUGAUGGAAACAUCCCAACAGAAGGCAGGGGCAAGCACUGGGCCCCCCAGCCAAGAACCACCGAGUGAGGUCAGGGACAUCCCUCCGUUGGCCGUUCGACCAUGUCGAUAUGGGAAGCUCUGUGCUCGACCCAACUGCAAGUUCUGGCAUGAGGGACGGGAUCAUGCUUCCAAGCGAGAUAGCUGGUAUCAGAAGAGCAUCGUCAGAGAUGUGCCGAUGCGUGUCUCCUGGGUCCCUCUGACUAUCAAGAUCAAGCUCUUCCCAGAUGGUACUGUGUCCAUCAAGGACAAGACUACUGACUCCCAACAUACUGUAGUUGUAAAGAAACAAGAGGGAGAGGAGGAGGAAGAAAAGAAGGAAGAAGAGGAUGAGGGAUACGAGGAAUAUGAACUGAUGGCGGCAGUCUCCCACAUCCAGCAUCCGACCGUCCCUGAGAAGAACCAGCUGGUUGCUUGCGUCAAGGUGGCCCCAUCAUACCAUGAGCGCCUCCUUGGCAGUCCUGUGAGCCAGUGGUAUCUCUUCAAUGACUUCUCCAUCUCACCCAUCUCACCACNGUCAGAGCAAAUGAAGCAUUUGAUGGAAACAUCCCAACAGAAGGCAGGGGCAAGCACUGGGCCCCCCAGCCAAGAACCACCGAGUGAGGUCAGGGACAUCCCUCCGUUGGCCGUUCGACCAUGUCGAUAUGGGAAGCUCUGUGCUCGACCCAACUGCAAGUUCUGGCAUGAGGGACGGGAUCAUGCUUCCAAGCGAGAUAGCUGGUAUCAGAAGAGCAUCGUCAGAGAUGUGCCGAUGCGUGUCUCCUGGGUCCCUCUGACCAUCAAGAUCAAGCUCUUCCCAGAUGGUACUGUGUCCAUCAAGGACAAGACUACUGACUCCCAACAUACUGUAGUUGUAAAGAAACAAGAGGGAGAGGAGGAGGAAGAGAAGAAGGAAGAAGAGGAUGAGGGAUACGAGGAAUACGAACUGAUGGCGGCAGUCUCCCACAUCCAGCAUCCGACUGUCCCUGAGAAGAACCAGCUGGUUGCUUGCGUCAAGGUGGCCCCAUCAUACCAUGAGCGCCUCCUUGGCAGUCCUGUGAGCCAGUGGUAUCUCUUCAAUGACUUCUCCAUCUCACCCAUCUCACCACAAGAGGCUGUUUGGUUCAACCUGGACUGGAAGCUCCCUGCAGUGCUGUACUUUGCCCGCACCGAUCUCACCGUUCGCUUCAGAGAGUUGCUGGAUAGACAGCGAAAUCCAAUCACUGUGGAUGUGUUCAAGCAGGACAAGAGUCUGGCUCAGAAGUCAGGUCAUCUCAUUACCACAUUCGUUCCUCUCCAAGUGGACGAAAUACUCCAGAAAGAUGAUCUCGUGGCCAUUGAUGCAGAGUUUGUGACUCUGAAUCAAGAGGAAGCAGAACUGCGAAGUGAUGGGACACGCUCCACCAUCAAGCCCUCUCAGAUGUCAGUCGCUCGAAUCUCCUGCAUUAGAGGGCAAGGCAUCAGUGAGGGACUGCCCUUCAUGGACGACUACAUCUCAACUCAGGAACAGGUGGUGGACUAUUUGACCCAAUUCUCUGGGAUCAAGCCGGGUGACUUGGAUGCCAACAUUUCCUCCAAGCACCUCACUACCCUCAAGUCUACUUAUCUGAAGUUGCGGUAUCUGGUAGACAAUGGAAUCAAGUUUGUGGGGCAUGGGCUCAAGAAUGACUUCAGGGUGAUCAAUAUGGUAGUGCCACCAGAGCAAGUGAUUGAUACGGUGCUUCUCUUUCACCUUCCGCAUCAAAGGAUGGUGUCUCUGCGCUUCCUUGCCUGGCACUUUCUUGGAGAGAAGAUCCAGUCGUACAUGCACGACUCGAUCGAGGACGCCCGCACUGCCCUCCGCCUCUACCGAAGGUACCAGGAGCUGGAGAAAGCCGGGGAAGUGGAUGCGGCCCUGAAGAAGCUCUACGCCACGGGCCGAGAAUGCGGCUGGAAGGUGCCCGGAUUGGACGAAGACUGAAGAGUACAAAAGGAAGAGAGGGAUUCCUCCACGUUGCAUCUGUGAUCUCACACACUCCUACUUUUAUACCUCUUUUUUCUUAAUGUUGAUUUUUGUCCUCUCUUUCCCUCGGAUAUUUCUGCUAGAGU